This is a messenger RNA of Symbiodinium sp. CCMP2456, 1671 nucleotides long. The record is from the annotation of a GenBank genome assembly. NCBI's taxonomy places the organism in Eukaryota, Dinophyceae, Suessiales, Symbiodiniaceae.
AUGGCUCUCUGGUUUCUGUUCUUAUUCCUGACCUUGACUUUCGGCGUAGUUUCGGCGGAGCGCUUUGAUGAGUACGUCAAAGAUGCCCAGAGGGAGAAACUGUUUACGCAGAGCGGCAACGACCAGUUGCGGGCAGCUGUUAAAAACGUCGAGGAGCAAAACGAGGAUAAAGUUGUGCUGUACCACGUGUUGCCGCUGAACGGCUACCUGAUGGCUUGGCUGGUGCAUGGCAUCACGGCCAAAGAGAGCUUGCAGUGGCAGCACACACCGGGCGUUUCUACUGAGCUGAACUUCAGUCUCCGCCACUUUGAACCUGGCAUGAGCUUUCCGUCCUUCGCACGGCACGAUGCAUCCCUCUGUCUUGGGGGCCACAAUAGAAAAGUGCGGGAGGCCGAUCCUAAGACGGCGAAGGUCCUGGGCGAUGGUGAUUGGAGCAACUACUACUUGACGGAACCCUACGAGAUCACAUACAGCAAGACAUCAAAGGAAUAUUAUGACUGCCACGCCCUCGUGUAUUCUGAGCUGGUGGAGGACAACAACAAGAAUGGCCCGCUGCUAGAGGAAAGAGCCCUGGCAAAUGCGCAUGUCCGCACGGCCAAAGAAUUCGUCGAAUACUUGGAUGCCAAGGUCAGCGAGAGGUGGCAAGACACGCCUUUCCCGAACUCCUCCGCAGGGAUGACGACAGUAGGUGUCCAGGACAGACUCCUCGAUGCACAGAUCAACCUGCUCGGGCGCGCGGCUCUCGGGUCGAAGCAAGACGGAACACCAAGCAUGUGGGCUCAUUUCACAAUCACGGAGCGGGUGAUUCAAGACUUGACUGCGGACCAUCUGGCAAAAGAUGAUGUCUGGCCAGAUUUUGGGGACAGAUCACCUUUACUUGAUCAAGUUCUUGACACCUACAAGCUCUCGACAGCGACACUCCAGAAGGUUUCCAACCUGCUGUCCUUGCUGCAAUGCGCAGCACAGAGGCGUUUUCCCAUCCACCAGCAGAACUUCUAUCUGAGGACUCUAAUCAUGAGCGAUUGCUGGGAAGGAGAUCGCCAGCCUUUCCCACCGGACCUGCCCUUGAUGAGCCUUGAUGAUGUGGCAAGUAAGCGGACGAAGGACGCGACCCUGGCCCUGGAAACUGGUGGCCUACCAGAGACGCGGGGCUUCUCGAGGGUCCUCUUGCAAGUGGUGCUGCCGCCGCACGUGGCCAACGACCUGGCCUAUGUCAGCACAGACUGGUUCGAUAAGGAUGGCCCUCCACCUGGCCACCAGCAUAAGGAUUGGAGAGAUGUCAGCUUCAUGGAUGCUUACAAAGCGUUGAAGAACACGGCGCAAGGUGACGAGGUCACGGCACGGGUGCUCUUGAAGCGGGACUGGGGUCUUGCGCCCUCCGAUACGACAGAGUCCGUGAAGAUCAUUGCCACCUCCAUGGUCUUUGCCGACUCGGUGUUUUUGGAGUUCGCCGCGAGCGUCCUAGAGGACAUCCGAAACUACGUGCUGCAGCACCCAAGGAAAAAAAGAGAGGAGAGCUCACCGUGGCCAUCGUGGCUCCUCAAGGUCGUCGUGCCGGUGCUGUCUCUUGGGCUGCUGAUGGGCUGUCUUGGGUACAGGCGCCAUCACCUGAGGGCAGCAACCCCACCGAUGACAGAUGUGGAGCUUCCCGAGCAUCCAUUGCGGCCCUAG